CCACCCCGUCAUUCGAAUGCUGCGCUUAUUUCUGCAUACCGCCGCGCUCCUCUCGGCGCUCCCCGCGACCCUCGGACAGACUUCCACCGACUGCAACCCCCUCAACAAAACCUGCCCGUCCGACACGGGCUCAACCCAAAGCACGUUCCACUAUGACUUCGUGCAGAGCUCCGACACUCUGUCGGAAUGGUCGACGCUCUCGGGGAGCCCAACGGUCGGCGACGAGGGCGUCGAGCUCACGAUCAACGAGGAGGGCCAGGCACCCACAAUCGCCACGUCGUUCUACAUCUUCUUCGGCGAGAUCAGUGUCGUCAUGAAAGCCUCCGCCGGCACGGGGAUCAUCAGCAGUAUUGUGCUGGAGUCGGAUGAUCUCGACGAGGUCGACUGGGAAAUCCUCGGCUCCUACACCACAGAGCUACAAACCGACUACUUCGGCAAGGGCGACUCCUCCACCUCCAACCGCUGGACCUGGGAGCCCGUCGACGACCCCCAGUCUACCUUCCACAACUACACCCUGACCUGGACGCCCGCGGCUCUCACCUGGAGCAUCGACGGCACCGCCCAGCGCACGCUGACGUACAGCGACGCCGCGGACGGCACGCGCUACCCGCAGACCCCCGUGCGGGUCAAGAUCGGGAUCUGGGCCGGCGGCGAUCCGAACAACAGCGCGGGGACGAUAUCCUGGGCCGGUGGGGAGACGAAUUACUCUCAGGCUCCGUUCACGAUGAUCGUGCAGAGUGUGGAUAUCGCGAGUUAUUAUCCCGCAGAGACGUAUACGUACAGCGAUAAGACUGGGGAUUUCGAGAGUAUCGUGAUGGAGGGGGGCAGUGUGACGCGCUUGUCGGCGUCGGCGGCGGAUUCCGGGUCGGGGUCCACUGCGACGGCGGGUUGUACUCAAAAAGUAUUCGCUUCGUAG
Messenger RNA from Aspergillus japonicus CBS 114.51, 916 nucleotides. Its product is annotated as glycoside hydrolase family 16 protein. Gene Ontology annotation, molecular function: glycosyltransferase activity; hydrolase activity, hydrolyzing O-glycosyl compounds. Gene Ontology annotation, biological process: carbohydrate metabolic process; fungal-type cell wall organization. The transcript has 3 exons. The record is from RefSeq and is a predicted model, not a curated record. Gene Ontology annotation, cellular component: fungal-type cell wall. Lineage: Eukaryota; Fungi; Ascomycota; Eurotiomycetes; Eurotiales; Aspergillaceae. The coding region runs from base 17 to 916 and encodes 299 amino acids.